AUGAGCGAGGGGGAGGGGCACUUCUACAGUGUCCAGGUGGACGACUCCACCUUCACUGUGCUGAGGCGGUACCAGCAGCUCCGAGCCAUUGGGUCCGGGGCCCAGGGCAUCGUGUGCUCAGCCCUGGACGUGGUUCUGGGCAUUCCUAUCGCCGUGAAGAAACUGAGCCGGCCCUUUCAGAACCAGACCCACGCCAAACGGGCCUACAGGGAGCUGGUGCUUCUCAAGUGUGUCAACCAUAAAAAUAUUAUUAGGUUACUGAAUGUCUUCACACCGCAGAAGUCGCUGGAGGAGUUCCAGGACCUGUACCUGGUGAUGGAGCUGAUGGAUGCCAGCCUGUGUCAGGUGAUCCACAUGGACCUGGACCAUGAGAGGAUGUCCUACCUGCUGUACCAGAUCCUGUGCGGCAUCCUGCACCUCCACUCAGCUGGCAUCAUACACAGGGACCUGAAGCCCAGUAACAUCGUGGUGAAGUCGGACUGCACGCUGAAGAUCCUGGACUUCGGCCUGGCCAGGACGGCCUGCACGAACUUCAUGAUGACCCCUUACGUGGUGACGCGGUACUACAGGGCCCCCGAGGUCAUUCUGGGCAUGAAGUACAAGGAGAACGUGGACAUCUGGUCUGUGGGCUGCAUCAUGGGGGAGAUGGUGAAGGGGAGCGUCAUCUUCCAGGGCACAGACCAUAUUGACCAGUGGAACAAGGUGAUCGAGGUUCUGGGCACCCCCUCGCUGGAGUUCAUGAGCCGUCUGAUGGAGACCGUGAGGAACUACGUCAUGAACAAGCCUCAGUUCGCCGGGGUCAGCUUCUCCGAGCUCUUCCCUGAUUGGGCCUUCCCCUCCGAAUCUGACGAGGACAAGAUCAAGACUGGUCAAGCUCGAGACCUGCUGUCCAAAAUGCUGGUCAUCGACCCCGAAAACCGAAUCUCCGUGCAGGACGCCCUUAAUCACCCCUACAUCCACGUGUGGUACGAUCCGGCCGAGGCAGAUGCGCCUCCUCCACAGAUCUCAGACAAGCAGCUGGAGGAGAGGGAGCAUAGCAUUGAACAGUGGAAAGAAUUGAUCUACAAAGAAGUAUUGGAUUGGGAGGAGAGGAACAAGAAUGGCGUGACGAAGGAGGAGUGUUCCGAAGCGGCCGUGAACUGCAGCAGCACGGCCUCCCAGUCCUCCUCGGCCAACGACAUCUCGUCCAUGUCCACGGAGCAGACCCUGGCGUCGGACACGGACAGCAGCAGCGCCGACGCCCUGACCGGCCCGCUGGAGUGAUGGCCCCACCCGCCCCUCUCACUCCCUCCUCACCUCCCUCUCUCCCUCUCUCUCCCUCUCUCCCCUCACCUGUCCAUUCCCAGCAGCCUCCAAGCUAAAUACGCAAAUUCCUGUUUUUUUGUUUUUACCAUUUGUUUUUUUUUCACUCCCAUUUCACACGAGUCUGUUCUCUUUUUACACGUGUGUUUGUGCGCUGUGAAUGGUUCUGACCUGCGUGUCUGAGAGGGAGGGAGGGAGGGAGGACUCGCCACAAAGAAAACCCCAACUUCCUUUGUAUCAUGGUGUGUUUUAAGCUCUUCUGGCUGUGAUCAAUGGGUGCGUUUUUUCCCCCGCUCGUGAGGCACAGAUUUGUGUUGCAGUAGAUACGGCUGUGUGUCUACAGAAGGUUCCGGAUCGGGUCGAUCCCGUCUGUACCGCAGCAGUCUUGAGGCCGUCCAGCUGUUGUUGGGCACCGCUGACGGGUGACCCCGCCCUGCGUAUUUCGCUGCCUCACCCCGUUUUCUGUGUCACCCGAAGCUACACCGCUACACGGCGACAGGUCACCGCUCGGAAACGGGAAACGGCCUAUAGCCAUGUCACAGAGAGCCCUCCGUACAGCUGGCCUCCUGUUCGCCGCACACGUGCGAAACAAACAUCGCCCCUACAGUAAGAGGCGGACCCGCGCUUCACUUCCUUCACUUCAAACCGGCCUCGCCUAUACGCCCGCUUCUGUCAAACGAGUCGAGACGAGCACGAGAAAACAUCUGAAAAGGAUUAUCCCUGUUCAGAGAUGCCUUUUAAUUAGCCGUAGAUAAGCUGCUCGAUGUGCUUCUUAUUAGCCUUCUUACCGGCGUUCCUAAUCCAACAUUUCUGCUGUUGAACAAGGAAAAAUGAACAGUGUUACUGCGAUACACUGGUCUUUUAUUUGGGCCUUACUGGGUAGGUUUCUUUCGUUAAAUAAUAACAUAGGUGUGCGUUUGUGAUCGCUUCUUAGCAGAAACACUGUGUCCCCUGGCCUGAGUGUUAAGGUACAUGUAUUGUACACACGUACAUAUCAUUUUAUUUUACAAAGGAAAAUAUCAUUCAGUAUGAAAAAAAAAAUCUGUUUCUUCAGAGGUACUGAUUGUCAGUAUAUACUGCAUAAAAAGGUAUUAUGAUUUUCAAAAUCGUAUUUACUUUGAAUGCAAAAAAAGGAAACCAAACUUAGUUGUUCGAAAGACGGUGCACUUUGUGAAUGUUGUUGAUGUUUUCAGUCAUUCCAAUAAUAACACUCGAUAGUACUGUAAGUGAGCUAAGAGAGUGAAAGUACUGUAGAAAAUGUUUUAUCACCCCAAAAAAGAAUGCCACCCCUCAGAUAAGUCCCAUGAUGCAACUGCUUCAGAUGUCCAAACUGUUUCUCUCCAUCUGCUGUUUAAUCUGGCCAGUGCAGGUGGCUGUGAUGCACUAGCUGGCUCUCCAGGUGUAAGCUAAACGCAAAGCCCAUCCAUUUCCAUCAGUUUCCCUCUGACUGUGUUUACAUGGGGUGUGGUAGCAGCAUGCUACUUGAUCACAGGCUUGGUACCUGUGGUCAGAAUCCCUUUCAGCCGUCUCUGCGGUCUAUGUGGUCGAAGAAGAGCUGCUGUCAACUGAUCUGAGAUCAGUCGUAUCUGUAGUUGUGUCUUUAAGGAACUGCACUCCACUAAACGGUGGUCAGUUUGGUCCAUCUCAUUUCUCGUAGACCUCUGUGUCAUAGAAUGUUUUUUUGGUUUUUUUGUGUGUGUGUGUAAAAUAGAAAAGAAUUAUCUUGUUACAUGUUUGAUGUUUUCCGAGUAUGGUUAUCUCAUGCUUCCAGUGAUUGUUGCAGUCCCUUUGUAUUCACCUAAAUUCUUGAAGCGGGGGGAGAGAGGAAGACCAAAGAACUGCUGAAAACACGUGAACACGGACGUCUCCUGAAUGUCCCCAUGAGCUCAGAACAGAACUUCCGGAAGUUUCCGUUGGGACGGAACUGUGCGGCUGCCUUGGACUCGGAUUGGACUGGAUUGGGCUGGGCUUUUCUUUUCAGAGCGGUUACCCGGGCAACCGUUCAACCCUACAUGCAUCUAUCAUGCCUUAAGAGACUGAUGGAGUGUCUGUGUGUGUGAGGGAAGCUGGAAGUGUGUGUGUGUGUGUGUGUGUGUGUGUGUGUGUGUGUGUGUGUGUGUGUGUGUAAUGCUCGUAGGUUUUACCUAGAGUUGUUUUUACCAUGUUGCACUGUUGUUUUUCCUUCAAGUGCUUAUCUUCACAUCUUUUAUUUUUUUACUUUCUGGUCCCAAAUUGUGACCCUGAAAUAAGUGUUGUAUUGUGAGUGACAUUCUGCGUGUGUUUGCACAUAUGUGUGUGUAUUUGUUGGGGCAAUUGUGCCUGUGUGUCUGUGUUUGCGUGUGUGUGUGUGUAUAUAUAUGCGUGUGAGUGUGUGUGUGUGUAUGCAUGUGUGUACACGUGAGUGUGUGAGUGUGUGUGUAUAUGCGUGUGUGUUGGGGGCUUGUGGCUCGUGUUCAACAUUAACAUCCUCUGCUGCUCUCUGAGGAGCAUGCACAGUAAAAUAUUAAUACACAUCUGCAAAUUUAAGAGCCACUUCAUUCCUGUUAAUGAAAACUUGAACUUAGUCUUAGAAAUCACACAUUUGUUUCUGUCUUAGACUAAGUCUCACUAAGUCUCAGUUGUUGUGGUCCUGGGAUCUCUAAUUUACUGUUGUCCUACUCUAAGCUCAUUAAUUCUGUGUUGUCGUAGUGUUGUUCUCACUAAUUUACUGUUUUCAUGGUCUUGAACUCACUAAUUUACUGUGCUAAUGUCCCCAAGGUUGUUCUCAUUUAAAGCUAACUCACUGUUUAAAACAUUUCCAUCUUAAGGGAGUGUGUCUCUCAAAAAAUGGUCAUGCUUUUGGGAGAGGGAAGGUGAUCCUUUCUUAAAUAUGUCUCUGAGAAAGAACAGUGUGUUUGUUUGGGAGGGGCUAGGAUGUGUUUUAAAUGAGUGGGAGAAUGUCAUAUGUUUCAGAGUGGGGGAGGUAGGUUGUUUAAAAGUAUUUUUUAUGAGAGAGAAGAGGAUUCAUUUGGAGGGAGGGGUGCUUUAAUUUGUCUGCAUCAGUGAGCAGGUGGGUGAGAACCUUUGGAAUGAGGACCUUUGGAAUGUUUUUCGGAGAAUUCCUAACUUCUCCUCAUAUGACCUGUCCAUAAGCUGUCAGAAAGCAUUACCUCACUGGAAGAUCUAAGGAGUGUGCUCCCACUUAGCGAGGCUUACCUCUCUCCCAUCAUGCUUUGGUGCUAAAAUGACUGUGUUGAGGUAAUCUCAGCCUUCAUGUCAUAGCAGCAAGAACUGGACAUACACUGUGUCAAGUAAUACGUUGGCCAAUACAGCCAAACUGCAUUUCUGACAUCUUAUGUCUGUACUGCAUGUGUGUGUUUGUGUGCAAAUGUGAAAGCGUGUGUGUGUAGAUUAAAAUAUUGACAGUGUAUGCCGUAUAGACAUACUAUAUAAGAACUGUCUAUUUCCAAUAUCGUAUGUCUAUUGCCUCUAUGUGUGUGUGUGUGUGUGUGUGUGUGUGUAUAAACACGUGAAAGCACACCAUUUUGUCUCUGCGUGUGUGUGCGUGUUUUGGCACAGCCCCAACACUCCCCCUGGUGGACCCGUCAGGGAACACGCGUUAUCGCUCUGGUUUUUCCCCCACCCUUCUCAUUCUCUUCCCUCUGGAGCGAAGGUUUGGAGGUCAUGGUCAUUUCACAACCACAGAACAAGAUGAACUUAGACUGUGUGUGUAUGUGUGUAGGAAAGAAGAAAAUUAAAAUCUGAGAAAUAAAUGCUUGAACAGAGUUUCGGGAAAAAAAUACUUUCUUUGGUUAUUUUAUUUCAUUAAAAUGUUCAUCAUGUCAAAA
Conger conger (European conger) is the source of this 5129-nucleotide messenger RNA. Its product is annotated as mitogen-activated protein kinase 9-like. Gene Ontology annotation, molecular function: ATP binding; JUN kinase activity. Gene Ontology annotation, cellular component: cytoplasm; nucleus. The coding region runs from base 1 to 1263 and encodes 420 amino acids. Gene Ontology annotation, biological process: protein phosphorylation; JNK cascade. NCBI's taxonomy places the organism in Eukaryota, Metazoa, Chordata, Actinopteri, Anguilliformes, Congridae. The record is from RefSeq and is a predicted model, not a curated record. The transcript is spliced from 11 exons.